AUGGUGUUGGUGAACUGCGUGGGAAGAGAGGUGGGGAGAGUUGAGGUGAUCGCGCCGGCAGCCAGGAACGCGGAGAGGGAGGUGGUGGAGGUAUUGGUGGAGCUGGUGGCGCCGGCGGAAGUGGAGAGUUGCAUCGCGAGAUCGCAGGUCCUAGACGGGAACUCUGCUCUGAUACCAAGGAUAACUCUAAAUGAGUUGCUGAAGAAGAAAGUUCAGGAAAAAGUCCAGGCAAUUGCUUCUGAAGUUCCCAUCUAUGUGGCAGUGGUGAUCAAAUGCUGUGUUGGUGGCAACCUCUUUUCUCUGGCAUUCUGCAAGGGAUAUGCUUCAGCUUAUCUUCGAAGCAGAGAUCAAACUCUCACGCUUCAGCUGAAGGACAAGGAGUGGGACACGACAUUACACGUCAGGCCAAACAGUAAAGCCAUUCAUGGAGGCUGGUCGGAGUUUGCCAUCGACAAUGACCUUCGCCUGGGAUAUAUUUGCCUCUUUGCAAAGAGGGGCAUUAGAAUUCUUGUGAUGAGGAUCCAUAUAGUUCGCAACUCAGGUGAUCAAACAUGCCGCAAGGAGACAUGCUAUAAGCUGUACUUCCAUGUGCUGUUUCAACUGUCAUUAGGAUUUUAGCUCACCGGGAAUAGCAGAUAAAAGGUGUAGGAUUAGGACCCUGUUUUUGUGUGAGCUAGAGAAGAUGGGGAUUAUUUAUUCAAACUGUUCUAAGGGUACUGCGAGAGGCGAGAUGGACGCCGCUUGUGAGGGCUGUGCUUUGUGGAGGGAUCAUUGCUAUUGGGACCACAGGAAGGAUGAGAAGAAGCCGUAGUUUUCUGUUCUAGCUUCAGAUGAUUUCAAGAAU
Lolium rigidum is the source of this 844-nucleotide messenger RNA. RefSeq names its product B3 domain-containing protein LOC_Os12g40080-like. The transcript has 5 exons. Lineage: Eukaryota; Viridiplantae; Streptophyta; Magnoliopsida; Poales; Poaceae. The record is from RefSeq and is a predicted model, not a curated record. The coding region runs from base 1 to 618 and encodes 205 amino acids. Gene Ontology annotation, molecular function: DNA binding.